This is a messenger RNA of Hirsutella rhossiliensis, 2658 nucleotides long. Its product is annotated as peptidase family m1 domain-containing protein. The record is from RefSeq and is a predicted model, not a curated record. The transcript is spliced from 3 exons. Gene Ontology annotation, molecular function: zinc ion binding; metalloaminopeptidase activity; peptide binding. The coding region runs from base 1 to 2658 and encodes 885 amino acids. Gene Ontology annotation, cellular component: cytoplasm. Gene Ontology annotation, biological process: proteolysis; peptide catabolic process. Lineage: Eukaryota; Fungi; Ascomycota; Sordariomycetes; Hypocreales; Ophiocordycipitaceae.
AUGGCCGACCGUGACAUCCUCCCCGACCUCGUCAAGCCAGCCCACUACCAUGUCUCCCUCAAGGACCUCGAGUUCACAGAGUGGACCUACAAGGGCACCGUCGUAAUCGACGCCGAAAUCGUCAAGCCCACCAAGCAAGUCGUCCUCAACACCCUCCACAUCAAGCUGCUCCGGACAAAGGUCACCCUCGACCAGGCCAAGUCUUCCGAGACGUUCGAGUCGACCAGCUUCAGCUACGACGAGAAGACGCAGCGCGCCACCAUUGCCUUUGACCGCGAGAUCCCCGCGGCCAAGCGGGCAUCCGUCGCCAUCGACUUCGAGGGCAUCAUGAACAACGAAAUGGCCGGCUUCUACCGCUCCAAGUACAAGCCCACCGGGACCCCCGCAAAGUCGGUCCCGCGCGACGACGAGUGGCACUACAUGUUCAGCACCCAGUUCGAGUCCUGCGACGCCCGCCGCGCCUUCCCCUGCUUCGACGAGCCCAACCUCAAGGCCACCUUUGACUUUGACAUCGAGGUGCCCACCGACCAGGUCGCCCUCAGCAACAUGCCCGUCAAGGCCAAGAAGCCCACCAAGGACGGAUGGAACGUCGUCUCCUUCGAAACAACGCCCGUCAUGAGCACCUACCUGCUGGCCUGGGCCGUCGGCGACUUUGAAUACGUCGAGGCCCACACGGAGCGCCGCUACAACGGCAAGCAGCUGCCCGUCCGCGUCUACACCACCCGCGGCCUCAAGGAACAGGGGCGCCUGGCCCUCUGGCACGCGCCCAAGAUCAUCGACUACUUCUCCGAGAUCUUCGACAUCGACUACCCGCUCCCCAAGGCGGACCUGCUUGCCGUCCACGAGUUCACCCACGGCGCCAUGGAGAACUGGGGCCUCGUCACCUACCGCACCACGCAGGUCCUCUUCGACGAGAAGACGUCCGACGCCCGCUUCCGCAACGCCGUCGCCUACGUUGUCGCUCACGAGCUCGGACAUCACUGGUUUGGCAACUAUGUGACCAUGGACUGGUGGGACGAGCUUUGGCUGAACGAGGGCUUUGCAACGUAUGUCGGCUGGCUCGCCAUCGACCACCUGCACCCCGAGUGGCAGGUGUGGGCGCAGUUUGUCAACGAGGGCAUGGAGGCGGCGUUCCGGCUCGACGGCAUCCGCGCCAGCCACCCCAUCCACGUGCCCGUGCGCGACGCGCUCGACGUCAACCAGAUCUUCGACUCCAUCAGCUACCUCAAGGGCUGCUCGGCCAUCCGCAUGCUGGCCAACCACCUCGGCGUCAAGACGUUCCUCAAGGGCGUAUCCAACUACCUCAAGGCGCACGCCUACGGCAACGCCACGACGCAGGCCCUGUGGGACGCGCUCAGCCAGGCCUCGGGCCAGGACGUCAACGCCCUCAUGGGCCCCUGGAUCUCGUGCGUCGGCCAUCCCGUGCUGACCGUGGCCGAGGAACCCGGGCAGAUCUCCAUCAAGCAGUCGCGCUUCCUGUCGACGGGCGACGUCCAGGCCGACGACGACACCGCCGUCUGGUGGGUGCCGCUCGGCCUCGACGGCAAGAAGGGCCAGGUGGGUGCUGUCGCCGACCUGUCCCUGACGACCAAGACGGCGACGAUCCGCGACAUAGACGACGACUUUUACAAGCUCAACAGCGGAGCCAUCGGCUUCUACCGCGUCAACUACCCCCCGGCGCGGCUGGCCAAGCUGAGUGCCCAGCUGGACAGGCUCGGCACCGAGGACAAGAUCGCCAUCAUCGGCUCCACCGCCGACCUCGCCUUCUCGGGCAACGGGACGACGGCGGCGCUCCUCACCUUCCUCGAGGGCUUUGGCAAGGAGCAGCACCCGCUGGUCUGGACCCAGGUGCUCGACUCCAUGUCGUCGGUCAAGUCGGUCUUUGCUGAGGACACAGAGUUGAAGAAGGGCCUGGAUCGGUUCGCCCUCAAGCUCAUCAGCGAAAAGGUCAAGGAGGUGGGGUGGAACUUUGCCGACGACGAGGGCUACCUCACGGGGCUCUUGCGCAAGCAGCUCAUUGGCGUCGCCGUCGCCAGCGGCCAUACCGAAGCUGCUGACGAAGCCCUCAAGCGCUUCAACGCUUGGGCCAAGGACCCCGAAGGCAGCCCGAUCCACCCGUCGCUGCGGGCACCGGUGUGGCGGGCGGCGGUGCGCAAGGACGGGGCCCGGGCCGUCGACAUAGUCAAGAAGGAGUGGUUCAACACCAAGUCGAUUGACGGGAAGCUCCUCUGCCUGCAGGCGCUCUCGGCCACGGAGGACAAGGAAAUUCUGGGCAAGUCCAUCAUCCCCUUCAACUUCAACACGUCGCCGCCGAGCGAUUCGGUGCCGGCGGCCGACAUGCACGUGCUGGGCAUCGGGCUGGCCAACAACCCCGCGGGGCGGACGCUGCUGUGGGAGUACAUGAAGAAGAACUGGGAGACGUGCCGAGCCAAGCUGGGCAACCCGAUUGUCAUGGACCAAUUCGUGCGGGUGAUGCUGGGCGGGUUCACGGACGCGGGGGCCAUUGAGGACAUUGACCAGUUCUUCCAGGACAAGGACACGAGCAGCUUCAACCGGACCCUGGGCACGGUCAAGGACAAGAUCAGGGGCCGGGCGGCUUACAAGAAGCGGGACUCUGCGGCGCUCAAGGAGUGGCUGAAGGCCAACGGCUAUUUGUGA